Molecule: messenger RNA, 408 nt
Organism: Colletotrichum acutatum
Lineage: Eukaryota; Fungi; Ascomycota; Sordariomycetes; Glomerellales; Glomerellaceae
Exons: 1
Coding region: 1-408 (135 amino acids)
Source: RefSeq, a predicted model, not a curated record
AUGGCGUCUACGCAGCUUCCCCUGGAGACUCUGUCCACCUGGGCCAUGUUCAAUGACGUAGACCUCGUCGACGUCGAGGCCCGCGAAAUCCCCGGCUGCGGGUUGGGUCUACUUUCGAACAAGGAGCUCAGUCGAGAAGAAGAGACCUUUGACAUUCCGACAUUGCUCAGGAUUCCCGGCGAGCUGAUUUUAUCCGCUGAAGCUGUUGAGAACUAUGCAAAGGUUGACAAGAACUUUCGGCAGCUGCUCGAGGCUGCAGGCCGCAAGGUAGAGUGUUCGCCCGAGUUUGAUACGGACCUUGAAAAGCUAAGGGAUCGCCCAUCUUCUCAAUGUAGUCAACUCGACAUGACAUAUGCCUCUUUCUUCUCACGCAGAAAGUACUUCCUGAUAGGCCUAAGACGUCUUUGA